CUUGUAGGGCGGGCGUGAGGUUCUGGGUUGCGUAUGUCGCGACUACACGUGACACUGCGUGGGUAUAUCCGCUUCUCUGAGUCUGAGUUUACCGACUAGUAUCUCUUGAAGUUGUGAGUCUGCGCACAAUGCCAGCCUUGCUGGCAUGUAAUCAUUACAUCAAGUUCUCAGGCCGAAUCGUGUCAACCUGGACCGACCGCAGCCGCAGUGCCGACUUAUCGUUGAUGUUAAAGUGUUUCAGGUUGUGGGCAACCAGGCUUGGACCUUCCGAGUACUCCCUUCAAAUAGGUCUCGAGCUUUUGGGCAACCAAGAGCCAAGUACACAUUCAUUCAACAAUUACCCUCACUGAUUCAUCCCACAAUUUUCAGAAAUGUUGACAUUCAGCAUCCUCGCCCUUGUUAUCCUAGGAUAUGCUGAUGCAUUACCCUCUAAAGGGCAUCUUCGCACGAGCUGUGACCUAUCCUGUGCAAGACUCCAGGUGCCUGCUAAUCAGACACAGCUCAUUGCGCCUACAUAUGCACCGAGCUUCAUUGGCAUUGGUGUUGGUACUCAAAACUACACUUGUAAUGCCACCGAAUCCACAUACGCACUUGUCGGAGCUGUCGCAGAACUUUUCGAUAGCUCAUGUUUAUACGGUACUCCUACUUUCGAGAGCGCUCCAACCACGGUUUAUGAUGUGUGGUCUGCUACUACUGGUAUAACGAUUCAGGAAGUCAUCACCAUGAUGGGGCUCACGCACGAUUCUACCGUGCUUGGACAACACUAUUAUGUUCUGAACCCUGUGGGUGGGACUUCACAUCAUCUGGGGGUGACAGCUGGAAAUUCAAAUGCCUAUGUCAUUGGUGCUAAAAUUGGCGACCUGCCUAGCUCGAACUCGAGCAACAUUGAUAACUUGAUGGUCAAAGCUGUCGAGGGAGAAUUAGCUGUCGAGGUUUUCAGGGUGGAUACCAACGGAGGUCAGCCGCCCACAAAGUGUGUAGCAGGAGACUCGAACAUUACUGUCAAAUACACUGCUCAAUAUUGGUUCUUCCAAUAAAAACAUUUCAGAACACAACCUUGGAUCAUCCUACCGUCGAUAGAGCCCCGGUCGUACUGCCAUUUAUUUCUAUUUUAUAAAAUAUACCCUUUCGUCGUCUCAAAAAGCCGUCAAAAUGAAACCGCAAGCAAGGUGAACGGAG
Messenger RNA from Suillus subalutaceus, 1179 nucleotides. RefSeq lists its product as uncharacterized. The record is from RefSeq and is a predicted model, not a curated record. Lineage: Eukaryota; Fungi; Basidiomycota; Agaricomycetes; Boletales; Suillaceae. Bases 372 to 1037 code for a protein of 221 amino acids. The transcript is spliced from 4 exons.